Messenger RNA from Paraglomus occultum, 1245 nucleotides. Lineage: Eukaryota; Fungi; Glomeromycota; Glomeromycetes; Paraglomerales; Paraglomeraceae. The record is from the annotation of a GenBank genome assembly.
AGAGCACUUCAUCCGGCACGCAUCCAUAUACGCAUGUAAAGAAGUUGCUUUCCAACGGGCAUUUCUACUUCUCUUCCGACUUUGAUUUAACUAGAAAUCUCCAAGCAAGGGCAGGAGAGCCUCAGGUCGAUAAAUAUCUAUUUCAGGAGGGCUAUUUGUGGAACAAAUUUAUGAUUAACGAGUUGCUAAAUUUCCGGUCGAAGCUUGAUGAAAAUGACAGAAGAGAAAUGGAUCUAUGCUGUUUUCUUAUUCUCGCCAUCCAAGGCUACAUUGGGCGAAAAGAAGUGUCAAUAGGAGAUGAAAAUGUAGCCUUAGCUGUAAUAUCCCGAAUAAACUGCGAACGUGCUGGAUCUCGGCUGGCUACUCGGGGAAUUGAUGAUGACGGAAAUGUUGCAAAUUUUAUUGAGACGGAAACGAUCUUGCAUACGGAAAAGUGGACGUUAUCGUAUAUUCAAAUACGCGGGAGUGUUCCAGUAUUCUGGGAACAACAAGGACUUCAGGUGAUGUUCCACAAAACAAUCAUAUCCAGAGGUCCUGAAGCUACUCAACCGGCAACUCAACGACAUUUCAACAAACUUACACGCUGCUAUGACCAAGUGCAUUGUAUAAACCUCCUUUCCCAGAAAGAAGGUGAAGCCUUGCUUAGUAAGGAAUACAGUAGUCGCGUAAAAGAGUUGGACCAAGCAGAUGGUCAAGUAUCAUAUACGCAUUUUGACUUUUAUGCGAUGUGCAAAAAUGGAAGUAUUGAGAGCGCAUCAUUGCUCAUAAGAGACAUAAGGCAUUAUCUUGACGAAUUUGAAUAUUUCGUAUGGGAUCAAGAAAUAUGUGCGCCGUCUUCGAUACAGAAUGGAGUGUUUAGGACCAAUUGUCUCAGUACAUUGAACGUCACUUGUAUUUUUCUGAUUCUCAGAACUAACACGGGCCUUUCAAACACGUACAGAACAAAUGUAAUCCAAACUUUAAUAUCUCGCACAAUAACACAAACAUAUUUGCGACAGAAACUCAAUGCUAGCCAAUUUGAAACGGAACUCUUACUUGGAUAUCAUGGGGAGCUGUGGGUAGAGAAUGGUGACAGCAUAUCCCAGAUUUCUGCUGGAACGGGAGCAUUGAAAUCUGACAUAACAAAGACUGGCAAACUUACUCUUGCUGGCAUUGUCAAUGACGCAACCAAAAGCGCGACCCGAUUUUACAUUGGUAAUUUCCAUGAUAAGUUUAAGCAGGAAGUUAUUGACAUGUUACUUGUAG